CUUCAUAGUACCCACUAACGCUCAAAUCUGGUGUCUCUCUCUCUAGUAACACAAACACACUUUUCUGUCAUCUUUCUCUCCAACCGGACCACCACAAUCAGUGAAUAAUAUUGAGUGAAAAGGAUAUUUUCUUCAAUAAUAAUUCAAGAUGGAGGCAGUGGCUUUGCAGUAAUAAGAAGAGACCAUAAGUUUGAAGAAGAUAGAUUUUAUGCAGAAAACAAAGUUUAAAGACUGUAAAUUUUAUGCAGUUGGAGGCAUUUAAUCAAACUGACCAAGAACAAGAUGAAGAACAAAGAAUUCAUUUUUCUCAUAAUGUUUCUUAUGGGUUGUUUCUUAAUGGGAUCAAGUGCUAGAAAUUUGUCUGAAAAACAGAGAAGCGACGUCAGCAGUUUAAUGGCCUUCAAGCAGUCCUCAAUUGAAGCUGACCCAAAAGGGUUCUUGAAAAACUGGUCUCCAUCUUCCUCAACGCCAUGCUCAUGGAGUGGUAUUUCAUGCUCUGAUGAUGGUACAGUCAUUACACUUAACUUCACCAAUGCAGGGCUAAGUGGCCACCUUCAAUUUUCUGAUCUAAUGGCCUUGCCUAGUCUUGUAAAUAUUCAAUUUAGCGGCAAUUUUUUCAGUGGAAAUAUUUCUUCAAAUGCUAAGUAUUGCAGCUUUGAGUUUCUUGAUUUGUCUCGUAACAAUAUUUCUCAACCCCUCGCUGCAGAGUCUUUGUUACUCUCUUGUAACAGGCUUGUUUCUUUGAAUCUCUCCCGCAAUCAAUUUUCCGGUGAAAUUCCGGCUACUUUCAUAACUGACUUGCCUGAAUCUUUGAAAAUUCUUGAUCUUUCGCAUAAUAACUUCACCGGAAAUUUCAUGGCUAUUGAUUUUGGGACUUGUCAUAAUCUCACUGUACUGAACUUGUCCUAUAAUAGUCUUUCUGCUACUGGAUUUCCAAUUAGCCUAAAAAAUUGCCAAAGUCUUGAGAUUUUCGACAUCGGCCACAAUGGAAUCCAACUUAAGAUUCCUGGGGACUUGUUAGGGAAGCUUAACAAUUUGAGGCAAUUGGUAUUAGCCCACAAUAAGUUUUCUGGGGAGAUUCCGGCAGAGUUGGGGCAAAUUUGUGGGACACUUGAGGAGCUCGAUCUUUCGGGGAACCAGUUAAUUGGUGGGCUCCCUUUGAAUUUUGCGUCGUGUUCUUCACUUUUCAGUCUCAAUAUUGGUAACAAUCAACUUUCGGGCGAUUUUCUUAGUACUGUUGUCAGUUUACUUACGAAUCUUAAGUUUCUGUAUGUUCCAUUUAAUAACAUAACUGGUCCUGUACCGGAAUCGUUGACAAACUGUACUCAGCUACAGGUUCUGGACCUUAGUUCAAAUUCCCUGACAGGGAAUGUACCUUCUGGAUUUUGCUCAAGAACUUCAAAUUCUGCUCUAGAGAAGUUGUUACUGCCGAAUAAUUAUCUCACCGGGACAGUGCCAUCCCGGCUUGGACUCUGCAGAAACUUGAGGACAAUUGAUCUCAGCUUCAAUAGCCUAAGUGAUUCGAUUCCGAUGGAAAUAUGGGAAUUGCCAAAGCUUUCGGACGUGGUUAUGUGGGCUAAUAACCUGACAGGUGAAAUUCCAGAAGGCGUUUGUAUCAGAGGAGGAAAUCUUCAGACACUGAUUCUCAACAAUAAUCUCAUUACUGGAACUCUUCCCAAGUCCAUUGUCAACUGUACUAAUUUGAUUUGGAUUUCAAUGUCUAGCAACCGGAUUACUGGAGAAAUACCUGCAGAUAUUGGGAACCUUGUUAACCUUGCUAUCCUUCAGUUUGGGAACAAUUCUCUUGGUGGAGUAAUCCCACAAAGCAUUGGCAACUGCAAGAGUCUGAUAUGGCUUGAUCUGAAUAGCAAUGAGUUGUCUGGAUCUAUUCCAGUCCAGCUUGCUGAACAAUCCGGUCUUCUUGUUCCUGGAAUUGUUUCAGGAAAACAGUUUGCAUUUGUAAGAAAUGAGGGCGGGACAGAAUGCAGAGGUGCUGGAGGACUAGUUGAAUUCGAGGGAAUUCGUACAGAGAGGCUGGCAAUAUUUCCCAUGGUUCAUUCAUGCCCAUCGACAAGAAUAUACUCUGGUGUCACGGUUUACACUUUUACGAACAAUGGGAGCAUGAUCUACUUUGAUCUUUCCUAUAAUCACUUGUCAGGAACAAUCCCUGAAAACUUGGGUUCGAUGAGUUUUUUGCAGGUUCUGAAUUUGGGACACAACAACUUAACAGGAUCUAUACCCUUCAGUUUUGGAGGCCUAAAGGCUGUUGGAGUUCUUGAUCUCUCACACAAUAAUCUUCAGGGUGUCGUCCCAGGGUCAUUAGGGGGCCUCUCAUUUCUUAGCGAUCUUGAUGUUUCGAACAACAACCUUACGGGGACAAUUCCUUCAGGUGGACAGUUAACUACAUUUCCAGCUUCCAGGUAUGACAAUAAUUCAGGCCUUUGUGGGGUUCCCCUGCCUCCUUGUGGCUCUGGAAAUGGACGUAAUUCAUCAAGUUAUACCAGUCGAGGGAAGAAGCAAAGUAUUACGUUAGGCAUGGUCAUUGGCAUUAUGUCGUCUCUGGUUUUUAUAUUCUUGCUCAUGUAUGCACUUUACAGAGUUAAGAAAACUCAACAAGAGGAGGAAACCAGAGAAAAAUACAUCGAAAGCCUCCCAACCUCCGGCAGCAGCAGUUGGAAACUCUCUAGCGUGCCCGAACCUCUAAGCAUCAAUGUGGCAACAUUUGAAAAGCCUCUACGGAAGCUCACCUUUGCACAUUUGCUUGAAGCCACCAAUGGUUUCAGUGCUGAUAGCUUGAUUGGGUCAGGGGGAUUUGGCGAGGUUUACAAGGCUCGACUGAAAGAUGGAAGCAUUGUUGCAAUAAAGAAGCUUAUUCACGUCACAGGACAGGGAGAUCGAGAAUUUAUGGCAGAAAUGGAGACCAUUGGAAAAAUAAAACAUCGAAAUCUUGUGCCUUUGCUCGGUUACUGUAAGAUCGGGGAGGAAAGGCUUCUCGUGUACGAGUACAUGAAAUGGGGAAGUCUGGAGGCCGUUCUUCAUGACAGGAAAAACGAACUUGAUUGGGAAACUAGAAAGAAAAUAAUCAUUGGAUCAGCGCGAGGACUAGCUUUUCUUCAUCACAGCUGCAUACCGCAUAUAAUUCAUCGGGAUAUGAAGUCAAGCAACGUACUUCUAGAUGAAAACAUCGAAGCCAGGGUGUCGGAUUUUGGAAUGGCACGACUUGUGAAUGCCCUUGACACUCAUCUAAGUGUGAGUACGCUAGCCGGGACCCCAGGUUACGUUCCUCCAGAGUAUUACCAGAGUUUCAGGUGCACUACCAAAGGAGACGUCUAUAGCUACGGUGUUGUAUUACUUGAACUUCUAUCUGGGAAGAGGCCAAUCGACCCAUCAGAGUUUGGGGACGACAACAAUCUUGUUGGAUGGGCAAAACAGCUGCACAGAGAUAAGAGAAGUCAUGAAAUACUGGAUCCUGAAUUAAUAACAAAUGUAUCAGGUGAUGCUGAACUAUACCAUUAUCUUAAUAUUGCUUUUGAAUGUCUAGAUGAUAAGCCUUAUAGGAGGCCAACUAUGAUUCAAGUGAUGGCCAUGUUUAGAGAGCUCCAGGCAGAUUCAGAAAGUGAUAUUCUUGAUGGAAUUUCAGUGAAAAAUUCAGUAAUUGAUGAAUCACAAGAAAAGGUUCCUUAGUUGAUGAAAUUUGAAAUUAUCUUCAGGUUUGUGUUGGACUACUCCAUGGCUAAUACAUGUCUAGUGAACUCCGAGAUAACUUCAAAUUUUGUCAAUUGUAAAUAACAUAAGGCAUGUUUGAUAGGAAAGAUUGGACAACGCACUGUAGUAUCAACGCAGAAAGAGAGGCUAAAAUCUUGUAUAUUUUGUUGUCCAGUCGAGUACUAUGCUACAAAAUGAAAUGGAGAAGGGUUUGAGAUU
This is a messenger RNA of Olea europaea var. sylvestris, 3924 nucleotides long. RefSeq names its product receptor-like protein kinase BRI1-like 3. NCBI's taxonomy places the organism in Eukaryota, Viridiplantae, Streptophyta, Magnoliopsida, Lamiales, Oleaceae. Gene Ontology annotation, biological process: protein phosphorylation. The coding region runs from base 283 to 3684 and encodes 1133 amino acids. The transcript has 2 exons. Gene Ontology annotation, cellular component: plasma membrane. Gene Ontology annotation, molecular function: ATP binding; protein kinase activity; protein binding. The record is from RefSeq and is a predicted model, not a curated record.